This is a messenger RNA of Colletes gigas, 3352 nucleotides long. RefSeq lists its product as uncharacterized. The coding region runs from base 1 to 3315 and encodes 1104 amino acids. The transcript is spliced from 13 exons. Gene Ontology annotation, cellular component: membrane. Lineage: Eukaryota; Metazoa; Arthropoda; Insecta; Hymenoptera; Colletidae. The record is from RefSeq and is a predicted model, not a curated record. Gene Ontology annotation, biological process: calcium ion import across plasma membrane. Gene Ontology annotation, molecular function: calcium channel activity; protein binding.
AUGGGUGGCGCCUGCUCCUGUCGAGGUCGCGAUAGCCAGGUCAACGCUGGCUCGAUCCUUGACCGUGUGAUCAGCCAAGCGAGCGACGAGGACCAAUGUCUGCUGUACCGGCUGGCCAAUUACAAGAAGGGCGGCGAGCUGAUAGAGUCGUACAAUCUGGGUGGCCAGGCGGAAGUCGAAAAGUUGAUCAGAGAACAGUUCGGCAUCCUGAUGUACGCCGACGGCAAGGGCCAGGCGAUCAACCGUGCCGAGUACCUGCGUUGGAAAUUCCGGGAUCUUGAGCAGGUUGUGCUCCCUAUAGAGGCUUCCUUGUCACGGUUCGACCCUUUGGCUCAAUGGAACGAUCACGAGGCAUGUUGGCAGAUGCAAUAUAGAGGUUCGCUCGGAGAGACUCUCCUACAUGUUCUGAUUAUAUGCGAUACCAGGGUGCACACACGAGUAGCGCGUAUCCUGCUCAAGUGCUUUCCACGAUUGGCUAUUGAUGUUGUCGAGGGCGAGGAAUACCUUGGUGCCAGUGCUCUCCACCUAGCGAUCGCGUACAACAAUAACGAACUCGUGCAAGACCUAGUCGAGGCGGGCGCGAUCAUUUCUCAGCGUGCCAUCGGCAGUUUUUUCCUACCGCGGGACCAGCAGAGAAUGAACCCGGCCAGGAACACGGACUACGAAGGAUUGGCCUAUUUGGGGGAGUAUCCGCUCGCUUGGGCCGCGUGCUGCGCCAACGAGAGCGUUUAUAACUUAUUGCUCGACUCGGGCGCCGAUCCGGACGAGCAGGACUCUUUCGGGAACAUGAUCCUACACAUGGUGGUGGUUUGCGACAAAUUGGACAUGUUCGGCUAUGCCCUUCGUCAUCCGAAGCUUCCUGCUCGGAAUGGGAUCGUGAACGCUGCUGGCCUGACCCCGUUGACGCUUGCUUGCCAGCUGGGUCGCGCUGAGGUCUUUCGGGAGAUGUUGGAACUGUCUGCACGUGAAUUCUGGCGCUACAGUAAUAUCACCUGCUCGGCGUACCCCCUCAAUGCACUCGACACGCUGUUACCCGACGGCAGAACAAACUGGAACUCCGCGCUAUUUAUCAUUCUGAACGGCACGAAGGAGGAGCACUUGGACAUGCUGGACGGUGGUAUUAUUCAGCGAUUACUUGAGGAAAAAUGGAAGACCUUCGCGCGGUUACAGUUUUUGAAGCGAUUGAUAAUAUUGGCGUUUCACCUGACUUCGUUAUCCCUGGCCGUGUACAUGAGGCCCGCCAACAUGAGCACGUUAGUCCUAAAAUGGCCGGAGGAAAUAACGGAAGCGGUUCGUACGGUAACGGAGUGCAUCACCGUGAUAGGCGUGCUGGGCUAUAUUCUGGUGCAACUAGGCGGCGAAAUCAUCAACAUCGGUCUACUGUCGUUCCUGAAACAGUUGAGCCACGAGCCUGCCAAGCUCAUAUUCUUGAUCAGUAACCUGCUCAUUCUCGCGUGCAUUCCGUGCCGUUUUGCUGGCAACAGACACAUGGAGGACGCCAUUUUGGUGGUUGCUGUCCCCUGUUCCUGGUUCCUGCUCAUGUUCUUCGCCGGCGCUAUCCGGCUGACCGGUCCAUUCGUAACCAUGGUCUACAGCAUGAUAACCGGGGACAUGUUGACUUUCGGGAUAAUCUACAUGGUGGUGCUGUUCGGUUUUUGCCAGUCGUUCUACUUUUUGUACAAAGGCUUCCCGGGAGUGAAAUCAUCCCUCUAUAAUUCCUAUCACUCGACCUGGAUGGCACUGUUUCAGAUAACCCUCGGCGAUUAUAACUACACGGACCUCAGCUACACGACCUACCCAAACCUGGCCAAGACGGUGUUCGCCAUUUUCAUGGUGCUGGUCCCCAUACUGUUGCUGAACAUGCUGAUCGCUAUGAUGGGCAACACUUAUGCUCACGUCAUCGAGCAGAGCGAAAAGGAAUGGGUCAAGCAAUGGGCGAAAAUCGUGGUCUCCUUGGAGCGCGCGGUAUCGCAAAAAGACGCCCAGAACUAUUUGCAAGAAUACAGUAUUAAAUUGGGUCCAGGAGACGACCCGAACAACCCAGCGUCCGAACAACGCGGGGUUCUGGUUAUUAAAAGUAAAUCGAAAACCAAGGCGAAGCAACGCAAGGGCGCCAUGGCGAAUUGGAAGCGCGUCGGGAAGGUCACAAUAAAUGAAUUGAGGAAACGUGGCAUGACCGGCGAGGAGCUGCGCCGAAUAAUGUGGGGACGAGCGUCUUUCUCCACACCGGUUAGAGUAAGUAGGAACGUAGACGAACCGGAAAUUUCAGCGGUGACCGCUGGUUUCGGGGAUGCACUGACUACAGCUCUGGAUAUGAUGGCUUUUACCCAUGAUCUGGACUUGACCGCAGCCACGGAAGGGAUUCCGACCAAUAUCGAUGCGAAACAACAAUCGAAAUCGAAGACUCCGAAUAACGAUCAAACGAAACCGACUCCGAGUAAUCAAGAGAAAGUGUCGACGACGGUCGAACCACCGGCGAAACUAUCGAACGAGAUCGCGAACAAGCUACAGAACGACCGAACCGAUCUGAAUCUGAAGUCGAACGAGACUGCAAGCGUACAGAAAACAAACCUGAAAAUCGCGAGCCAUUCGACCACGGCCGAGGAUUUCCAGGAUCCUCUUUUGAAUCUUGUGAUUGCCUCCGAAAGUACGACUGAUCCCGAAACGUUACUGGAAAUAGCGCAACGUGCCGUGGCGAGCGUCGAAGCUCCAGCUAGCUCGAAAAUAAACCUGGAAAUUUUGGAGCAAUUCACUAUGACCAAGAUAACCGCCGACGAGCAACCAAUCGUCGCCAAGAAACAAUAUUUCGUCGAAUCCAGCGACAACGAUUUUGGCGGGGACAACUUGCUCGGAACCGAGGCACGUCUCCGCAGAAUAAGAUCAGCGAACAACAGAUUUAUCACGACGCGGAGGCGUUCACGGCACGGCGACGACGACCUGUCAUCUACGUCUUCCACAUCCGCCGACGGAAAUCCUCGAUACCAGCCGUUGCUCAACGAUCCCGAAGGGAAUCCGUCGAACCGUCAAAUUGAAGAUCGUGAUGCUACGGACGAAACAAUUAAAUCGCAAGUAAAGCAGAAUGGAACGUCGUCUGGGAGCAAGAUCCAAAAGCGUCGUCCGAAAACUGCUAAAAACAGGGUAUCGCCGAAGGAAAUCGAGGAGCCUGCACGGAGGAGAAGAGAAUCGAUCGAGCGGAAUAAGGCGGUUUCGCCACCGACGUCGCCCACGGAUCCGCUCGAGCCAUGGAGCACACGUGACAUUAAGGACAUGAACACGAUAUUGGCUUGGGAGGAAAAUGUGUCGGACAGUCCUUAACGAAACUUUACGAUAUUAUACGCAGCUCUGGUUGCCU